Molecule: messenger RNA, 519 nt
Organism: Solea solea (common sole)
Lineage: Eukaryota; Metazoa; Chordata; Actinopteri; Pleuronectiformes; Soleidae
Product: small integral membrane protein 28-like
Exons: 2
Coding region: 1-519 (172 amino acids)
Source: RefSeq, a predicted model, not a curated record
AUGCGGGCGCUGCUGGAGAGUAGCUGGAUGCAGUUUGGACCAGCAGGCCGGGGGUCAUAUGACUGGGUGACCGGAUCACCGUUCACACAGGACAAACAGAGCCUGAGCAGGAACAAGCCAGACAUCGGCGAGGACAGACGGUUGUUGCUCACGGUUUACGUGGUCCUGCCGCUGGUCUUCAUCCUCCUGCUGGCUCUCCUGGUGGUCGUGGCGUACCGUCGCUGGUCCCACAGCAAGCUCAGCCUGGCCAGCAUCAUCGCCCUGGACCUCCACACUGAAAGCAGCACAGAGUUCCUGUCCUCCCUGACCAGGAACACCGAGCGCCACGCCAGCACCAGCUCUGAAGUCUCAAACGGAGUCUUUGUCAUGGUCUACCUGCCGCCGCCCUAUGAGGAAACCCUCACCAAGAUCACCCGCACCGCCAGCCUAUCCAACUCCAAAGAAGUGGAGUCAAUGAAGAUGGAAGAUCUAGAGGCCAAGCUGUGUCCGGAGCUCAAAUCCAGUGGGCGAUACGUGUGA